AUGCGUGCUGCUGAUUUUAAAUCCCACAUCAUUACACCUCUGUGGUUUAGUUUUACUUGGAAUAUCUUAAGAUUAGCAAGUAAUACUCUUGUUUUACAAUUUGUAGGACUGCAGGGGAACCCGGCUGCAUAUUUCUUGGUCAGCACUGAGCAAGACCGAAGGCCAGGGGCCACCAGUGGCUUGCCGUUGAAUAAGCAUCAGCAGAGUCAACCUGGAGGAGAAGCUGACUCCUUGGCGAGGGAUGGUCUCUCAAGCAACAGCUCCUUCCACAGCAGCGAAGGAGAAGGGACUGACCACGAGGGAGACAUCUUGGACUGCAGUGGAUCCAGACCUCUGCUGAUGGACUCGGAAGAGGAAGAAGAGGCUUGUAAAAUGAACCCCCAGCUUCAGGAAAGGGGACGUGGUUCCCAAAAGGACUUGAACCUCCAACCAGCCCAGAAUGUGCCAGGGUCGGUUCUGUUCGACACUUUUCCGCAACAACCUGCAGAAACGUCUGAAAAGGAGACCGACGUUUUUGCCACGGCUCCUUUCCGAAACUCUAAAAGCCACUGUGAUGACUUGGACAUUUUCACAAAAGCACCGUUUCUCUCCAAAAGCCAAGUGUUUUCUACGCAGCUGGAUGAAGGCGAUGUGUUCCUUAAAGCUCCAUUCACAAAAAAGAAAAGCCAGGAGGAGCUGGUGGGUCACAAUGUCGUCAAGGAACCUCCUCCCACUGGGGCCUUCCUAGGCUCAGCUGGAGUUGCUCCUCAGCACACCCGUGCCCCUACAUUCCAGAACCUGGAUGUGGGAACCCAUGGCUCCCUUCUUCCCCAAGGUCAGUAUUCAGGGGCCUCCUUGGUUCAGCCCUCAAGAGCAAGUGAUGGUCCAGAUGCCCACCCUCCCAAAGGUGCAUCUGGAGAACUCGGUCCCAUUUCCAACGAUACACUCCAAAGACACUUGGUCCUCCAAGAAGGCUUCUUGGGAUCGAAGACCAGCCCGCCUUUCCACCCACAGUCCUUAGCAAAGUACUCCCGACAUUACAGUCCAGAAGGCAGGCAGGGGACCAGCGCCCAACCCAUAGCAGCUUACAAAGUUGUAUCUCAGACCAACAAGCAGGUGAUAGCUGGGUCCGUUUCUAUCGCCUCUCUUUCUUCCAGGACUAAGGAACUGCCCACUAGCGACCCAUUUACAUCUGCCCCCUUUCCCUCCAAACUGGGGAAGCAGAAGCCUUAAAUGGUUUCUUCUGUGAUGACGUCCAGUCUGUGGCUUCCGACAGGUAUCUUUUUUUCA
Molecule: messenger RNA, 1269 nt
Organism: Protobothrops mucrosquamatus (brown spotted pit viper)
Lineage: Eukaryota; Metazoa; Chordata; Lepidosauria; Squamata; Viperidae
Exons: 1
Coding region: 1-1212 (403 amino acids)
Source: RefSeq, a predicted model, not a curated record